This is a messenger RNA of Aspergillus glaucus CBS 516.65, 440 nucleotides long. RefSeq lists its product as uncharacterized. The record is from RefSeq and is a predicted model, not a curated record. The coding region runs from base 123 to 392 and encodes 89 amino acids. The transcript has a single exon. NCBI's taxonomy places the organism in Eukaryota, Fungi, Ascomycota, Eurotiomycetes, Eurotiales, Aspergillaceae.
UGGGGGAAGCUCUUGUUGUCUCUGCAUAGGUACUAUUCUUGGGAGGGUGGGGUUGUUGUUCUCUUUCUUCAGCAGGGUGUCCAUCUGCCAGGCUCUUGCUGAAGUUGAGAACCAGCGUCCUGAUGUCUCUGCCUAGGGAGGCUGCUCCUUCCAAACUCUUCUCUUCCCAAAUGGCAAUCUUCUGGCUGAUCCCUGUGACAAGUUCAAGGACUUCAUCCCCUGUGGACUUGAUCUGUGCUGUGCGCGACGUCACUGCAGCAGUGAUAUGGUUGUGGAGUUCGAGGCUCAGUUGGCUCUGGGGGGGGUCAUGGGUGGGGGAUGCCGGGGGGGUGUCCUGCGCCGGCAGUGGGCCCGUGUAUUGGUUCUCAGGGGCUAGGCUAGGAAAGUGUUGAGCCUGCUGUGGUGUCUCUGGUCCUAUCUGUACUGGUGGUUGAUGGGGG